Messenger RNA from Acanthoscelides obtectus, 2798 nucleotides. The record is from the annotation of a GenBank genome assembly. NCBI's taxonomy places the organism in Eukaryota, Metazoa, Arthropoda, Insecta, Coleoptera, Chrysomelidae.
CGGAAAUUCAAGCUCGUAAUCCGGUUCACAUCUAAAUAGUUUUAUGUUUGAAGGAAUGUUGACGUUAUUCAAAAAGUGUGGUUAUUGUAUGUUUACCGCCAAAUUUACUCGGUUCUUUGUCAGAAAAAUUCAAAUUACAUCCACUGUAUUAUUAUUUGAAUUGGAGCUGUUUAUUUUACAGGAGCAAAAUGGUUAACAAACCGAUCAAUAGAAUGUACGUUCUUAAAAGAGAUGGAAGGAAAGAAGAAAUCCUACUGGACAAAAUCACAUCCAGAAUAAAGAAACUUUGCUAUGGCCUAGAUAUGGAUUAUGUGGAGCCAGUCUCAAUUAUGUUGAAAGUGGUUAAUGCCAUACAUCCUGGAAUAACCACUGUGGAACUAGAUACUCUUGCCGCAGAAACAGCUGCAUCUGUGAACGAUCAUCCUGAUUAUGCCACACUAGCUGCAAGAAUUGCUAUUUCAAAUUUGCAAAAAGAAACCAAGAAACAAUUUAGUGAGGUUAUCGAUGAUCUGUACAACUGCUAUGAUCGUCAGUCUAAGAAACACAACCCUAUUAUCUCAAAAGAACAUCAUGACAUCAUCAUGCAAAAUGCUGACCGUUUGAACUCUUGUAUAAUCUAUGAUAGAGACUUCUACUUUGGGUAUUUUGGAUUCAAAGUCCUAGAGCAGCAGUUUCUUAAACGGAUCAAUGGAAAAAUUGUUGAAAGACCUCAGCAUAUGCUCAUGAGGGUUGCAGUAGAUCUCUUUACAGGAAUUCAUGGAGAAGAUAUAGACUCGGCCAUAGAAACCUACAACCUGCUAUCAGAACAUUUUUAUAUUCAUACGUCUCCCACAUUACAUUCAGCUGCAAUGCUGAAAGCUCAGUUAAUAUCUACUUUUAUAGUAAUGAUGCCUGAUGACAGCAUUGAUGGAAUAUUUGAAUGUAUUUCCAGAUGUGGGAUGAUCUCUAAAUAUGCUGGAAACAUUGGGCUCAACAUCCAUAAUAUCAGGGCUAAAGGUACCUAUAUUGCUGGUACAAAUGGUGUUUCCAAUGGUGUAGUACCAAUGCUUAGAGUCUUCAACAACAUGGCUCUAUAUGCGAAACAGUAUGACACCGGGAGACAUGCAUCAGUGGCUGUUUAUUUAGAACCCUGGCAUGCUGACAUAUUUGAAUUCUUAAAUUUGGGGAAGCCGACCGGCAAGGAUGAAAUCAGGGCGAGGGACUUAUCAUAUGCUCUCUGGGUGCCGGAUUUAUUUAUGAAAAGGGUGGAAAGUAGUGGAGUUUGGUCACUGAUGUGCCCACAUCAAUCUCAAGGCUUGGCUGACCACUAUGGUGACGAAUUUGAAGAAUUAUAUGAAAGGUACGAAUCAGAAGGUAGAUUUAUAAAACAAAUCCCGGCUCAGGAACUGUGGAAAGCCAUCAUAGUAUCCCAAGUAGAAACUGGUGGUCCAUAUAUCCUGUACAAAGAUGCUUGUAACAGGAAAAACAACCAAAAGAACCUAGGUACCAUUCGAUCUGCGAACUUGAGCACUGAAACUGUGUUGUUCUCAUCGCCAGAAGAAAUACCUGCUUGCAGUCAAGCCAGCAUUGCAGUGCCAAAGUUUGUGAAUGUGGCCAAACGGAGUUUUGACUUUGAAAAGUUGAUGGAGGUUACAAGAGCUGUGGUGAGAAACUUGGAUAAGAUUAUCGACGUUAGUUACUAUGCAAUGCCUCAAGAGAAAAGUUCUAAUUUAAAGCACAGGCCUAUUGGCAUCGGAAUACAAGGUCUGGCUGAUACCUUUAUUCUCCUACGAAUGCCUUUUGACAGUCCCGAGGCAGCUCAUUUGGAUAGACAAAUCUUUGAGACCAUCUACUUUGCAGCUUUAACAGCGAGCUGUGACUUGGCCGAGGUCCAUGGACCUUAUGAGUCCUACAAGGGCAGUCCUGCUAGCAAAGGAAAUUUGCAGUUUGACAUGUGGGAGGUGACACCUACUUUCAACUAUGAUUGGAAAUUACUGAAAGAAAGAAUAGCUAAACAUGGAUUGAGAAACUCCUUGCUGGUAUCGCAAAUGCCUUGUAAGACUGGAGCUGAAAUAUUGGGCCAUAAUCCUUCUGUAGAGCCAUACCAGACGUUCAUUUCUGGUAAAGGAGAUUUGCAAGUGAUUAAUCCUCAUCUAUUGCGCGACUUGACUGAGCGGGAUAUGUGGGACGAUAAUAUUAAAUCUGAGAUUUUAGCGAGUAGAGGAUCAAUACAAGGAAUUGCUAGAGUCCCAGAUGAACUCAAAGCCAUAUACAGAACGGUGUGGGAGAUUCCUCAGAAAUCCAUCCUGAUGAUGGCAGCUGAUAGAGCCCCAUUUAUUGAUCAAAGCCAAAGCAUAAACAUACAUAUAGAGAAUCCAUCAUAUGGCAUUUUAUCGUCCAUGCAUUUCUACGGCUGGAAGAAAGGUCUGAAGACUGGCUUGUAUCAUCUGACGACUAAAUCUGGUAUCAAGGUAGCCCAACCAACAGUUGCUAAGGAGAAAACAGCAGUGAAAGAAGAAGAUUUGGCAGAAAUUAAGAGGAAACAGGAUGAAGAGGAAGAAAAGAAUUUGGCUAGUUUAGUUUGUUCUUUGAAAAAUCCGGAAGCUUGCGAUAUGUGUGGUGCCUGAAGCGAUUGAUUAAAAGACUUUAUAUUUCAAGUAAUAUUUAUAAGUGAACAACAAUCAAGGAAUAUUCAUAUUUACAACAAAUGUUUUGUUUCUACUUGUGUGAGUAUCUCUUGUAUUUUGUUCUGUGUUACAUUGUUUUAAAAAUUUGUAUAAACACCACAAAAAGACAUUACAUAAUUGUAUAACCAAAAA